Molecule: messenger RNA, 1703 nt
Organism: Fundulus heteroclitus (mummichog)
Lineage: Eukaryota; Metazoa; Chordata; Actinopteri; Cyprinodontiformes; Fundulidae
Exons: 3
Coding region: 82-1290 (402 amino acids)
Source: RefSeq, a predicted model, not a curated record
GGGCCAAAGGAACUUGAUGCCCAUUCAGAGUGGCAGCAAGGGCCAGAGUUUCUACAUCUUCCAGAGAGCGAGUGGCCAGUUAUGUCGUCAAAAGAUGUGUCUUUGACAGCUCGAGAAAGCAUUAACAAUAUGCAAAAGAAGUCAUUUGUGGCAGCACUCACAAGAGCCCAAGCGGAAAAAAGUCUUCCAAGUCUUGUGGGACGACUUCCUGCUGGUGCAGCUGUCCUAAACUUGGUGGAUGAGAGGCGCUUUAGUAGCCUAAAGUGUCUAAUCAAGACUGUUGCUUUUAUCUGGAGAGCCGCCAAAAAGUUUGCAUCUGCAACAAAGUCUAUUGAGAACCCAAAGUGGGAGGCGAUUCCCACAAAAGGAGUUAUCACCGCCACAGAACGUCAAGAAGCAAUAAGAGACAUCUAUCUUGCUGCUCAAGAAGGGGUGACGUUCCCAGCUACCACUACGGACCGCUUGGUUGUGUACAGAGAACCAGAAUCUGGGUUACUAGUUUGCGGUGGGAGAAUCCAUGCCUUCAGGGAGGAUGGCGCUGCAGUUCCCCUUCUGCCUUGUAAUGCAUGGGUCUCUACUUUAUUGGCACGGGAGGCGCACGAUGAGGGUCAUGAAAGUGUGGCUGCAACCCUGCUGAAACCUCACCGAAAUGGGGCUGCUGAAGCCGCUGUCCGCAUUCUCAAGAAGGCACUCCAGAGCCUGGGCAACAACACUGGCCUCAGCUACAGCGAGCUUCAGACAACACUACAACUUGCUGCAAACCUUGCCAACGAAUGCCCAAUAGACGCCCGGGUGCAGAGCCAUGAAGAAAGCGUGCAGUAUGUGUCACCCAACACACUUCUCCUGGGCCGAGCCUCUCCAAGCGGUGAGAUCAGAACAUUUGACUUUGCAAACUACCCUUAUAAGAGACUCAGAGAAAUGCAGAACCAGGUCAACAAGUUCUGGAGGUCUUGGAGCCAGCUUGCCGGCCCAAACUUAUUUCUGAGAAGUAAAUGGCACACUCUGCAUCGCAACGUUGCUAUCGGAGAUAUUGUCUGGUUGUGCGACCAAAAUGCAGUGAGGGGCCAAUUCAAGCUAGGACGGGUGGUGAGCGUAAAUCCAGAUGCUAAGGGCAUUGUUCGGGACGUAAACGUCAAAGUGGUCCAAAGCUCCUGCCUUCCUGUCACGAAACCCACACUAAAUCGGCCAUCCGCCAAAGUCCUGAAAGAAGCUACCCAAACCACGGUUCUGCACAGAGAUGUUCGACGCCUGGUUGUCUUACUACCAGUUGAGGACCAAACUCGGAGCUGACCGGCAGUAAGCAGGUGCUGAUUUACGAUCUUUCCAUCGGUUCCCGUGGGAAGAUCGAGUGGGAGGUGUGCUGACAAACUGCCUGGGAGCUCCUCCCAUUCAAUCAGUGGUGAACCAGGUGGAACAAAUCUUCCAAGCAAUCUGAGCAUGCCAGUACCUGGCUCUGUUGUCUUUAGACAGUGGAAGGAGCAUUAAAGAGCACCACAAAACCAAGGAACUUCAUCUUUGAAAUCAAGGUAUUUGUGCAAGAUCAAGCCCUCCACAAAACUGUGAAGGACAGCCGGUUUUUCACCUGUUUACUGCCAACCAAAGAAUGGUAAAUAAAAGACAAAGAACCGAUCCCAUGGCUGUUUGAGUGAAAUCCUGUUAAAAUCUUCAUGUGGAGGGACUGUCCCUUUCAAGUGGGGAAUUGC